Molecule: messenger RNA, 699 nt
Organism: Spodoptera littoralis (African cotton leafworm)
Lineage: Eukaryota; Metazoa; Arthropoda; Insecta; Lepidoptera; Noctuidae
Source: the annotation of a GenBank genome assembly
AUGGUCCUAAAACUGUACUACUUGGAAGAUGGGCCGCCUUCCCUCUCAUGCAGGCAAACCUUGGAGGCGUUGGGGGUACCCUUUGAGAUCGUCAACGUUAGCUUUUACCAUGGCGAGCAUAUGACUGAGGAAUUUGCAAAGAAAAACCCACAAAAGGAACUGCCAGUACUGGAAGAUGAUGGGUUCUUCUUAAGCGAGAGUGUCGCCAUGAUGCAGUACAUAUGCGACAAAUUCAAGCCGAACAGCCCGUUGUACCCGACAGACUCAAAAGCAAGGGCUAUAAUCAACCAUCGGCUGAUGUUCGCCAUGACCACAUACUACGCAGAGCUGUUAAAUUAUUUCAUUAUGCCGGUUUAUUUCAAAUACGAGCGUACUCCAGAGGUGUUGAAGCGUGUGCACCGUGCUCUAGACUUGUUUGAAACGUACCUGGAGCGCGAGAACACCAGCUAUGCUGCUGCCAACCACCUCACCAUCGCUGACUUCCCUCUCAUCAACGCCACUAUGGCUAUGGAAGUCACUGAUUUCGACUUUUCUAAAUACAAAAGGAUAACAAAAUGGUACAAUGACUUCAAGAAGAAUCAGCCUAAACUAUGGAGCAUCACGGCCGAGGGUAUGAGAUUGAUGAGGAAAUGUGUAGAAAACCCACCAGACCUAUCACACUUAAACCACCCUAUACAUCCUGCGAGGAAAGCCGAAUAG